Porites evermanni is the source of this 3399-nucleotide messenger RNA. Lineage: Eukaryota; Metazoa; Cnidaria; Anthozoa; Scleractinia; Poritidae. The record is from the annotation of a GenBank genome assembly.
AUGGCCGCUUCACCAGAAUAUACUAAAGAACAACUGAACUAUUACAGAAUUUGCUAUGUAACAACGGAUAUGUUAACAGAGGGUCUGCGGUCUGUAUUCAAACAAGAAUGGGAUAAUCGCUACAAGGCUACUCUUGGAGAGUGGAAAGAUGACCCUAAAAGUGGGAUGGAUUUCUAUAACAGCGAAUCGCUGCGGAAUCAAAAACGAAACGCGCAUCUACUGGUGACUAUAACAAAUGGGGUUAGAGCCCAGUGGGACUGCACUAUGCUUUUUUACGCUAUUCUUUACUCUGACUGUAUUGGAAGAGGUCUCAGCACAACAGUCAAGACUAGCGUAGACGUUCUAAGAAAAUUCAGAAACGAAGAAUUCGCUCACAUGCCACGAGGCUUUCUGACAGACGUAGACUUUCAAAAUGCCAUUAGUCAAGUUCGUGGUGCAUUUCAAUCUCUCGGCCUCUCCAGCUCCACUAAGCAAAUAGAUGACGUCAAAAAUCAGACAAGUUUUCCCACGGAGGAGUUAAGACUCAUCAUGAAGAAGGUUGACGAUCUUGAAGAAGAACUUCGACAAGAAAAACAACAACGAAAAGUUCUUGAAGAUCAGCUAGAAAAAGAAAUCUCCCCGUUUUGCGUUCUUCCUCCCAAGCCUUCACAUCAUGUGACAGAACGGAAUCGCGAGGCAAAUGAAAUAACAAAACAGCUCAAGGAGUUAAAAGAGGCUAACAAAAAUCACAUCAGUUACCUGUACAUCUCUGGGAAUCCUGGAAGUGGCAAAUCACAGUUGGCAGGUCUCGUAGCUAAGCGUUUUUUCGACGAAGCAAAGGCAAUUCCAUCUGCUGCCCCAUGUGUGAUGACGUUAAAUGCUGCAAACCCUGAUUCACUCCUGGAGUCGUACGCUUCCUUCGUUCGACAGUUAAAGUGCCCAGAAUAUGCAGUUACAAACACCCUUAACUCUAAGGAUAUUACAACAGAAGAGAAAAUCACAAAUUUGAAAACGCUAGUUGCAACGAAAAUCGAUUUGUACACCACCUGGCUGCUGGUAGUGGACAAUGUCCCUAGUAUGUCUUGGGUCCAUGCCUAUCUGCCAGAAUGGGGAAACGAACAGUGGUCGAAUGGCCAGGUACUGAUUACAACCCAGGACGUUAAGUCCAUUCCUUUAACGAACUCCUUUGUUAAGCAUUUCUCUAUAAACAGAGGUAUGGAUGUUGAUGAUGCCUGUUCGUUAUUAGCGAUGCUAUCUGGUAUCUCUGACUGUGAGAUGGGGAAAGAGGCAGCGAAAACGUUGGACUAUCAACCCCUUGCAUUAGCAAGCGCCGCAACGUAUGUUAAUCAGGUUCGACAAAAGAAAGCCACUUCCAACUUCCACUGGGCCGACUUCUUAGAAAAAGUCCAAAAAGGAAAACGAGGCAGCACAGAGAAAUUACUUGAAGAAAGCAAUCCAAGCUACCCAAAGUCCAUGACCUCAGCGACAUCACUUGCUGUUGAAAAUGUAAUGUUAUCCGACAAAAUUAUCGAUCAAACGUUCACUUUACUUUCUCUGUGUGCAACACAACCCUUAGACUUGAACAUUGUAAACAAUUACAUUCUCAACGUUGAUGAACAAGCCGAAGAUAAAGAGGCGAUUGACAUGACACCCAAAAGGUGUUCCCUGGUGAUAUUUGAAGAGGACCAAGACAGAGCCUUUAUUCGUGUGCAUCAGGUUGUGCAUGAUGCCAUCAAAACUGUUGUAAUGAAAGACCAGUCUAAGAGACAAAUGCUACAUCAAACAGCGAAUGCAGCUGUGACAUCAUUUAGUCAGUUUAUUGAUGCCUUCCCGGAAGACAACCGACAGUACUCAGAUACCAUACACAUUGUCCCACAUCUGAAAGCCUUCAUUACAACGAAUGAAUCUCUAUUUUCAGUAGAAAACGCACAUUAUUUCACAGAGAAAACAAGACUAGCAGAGUAUGUUAAUUCAUGUUUAAAAUUUGGCGAGAUUUGUACUGAACACAAUGAGUUUCACACAGCAAGAAAGUACUAUGACAAUGCACUUAGUUGUCGACUGAGACAUGUCACCCCUGAUCAUGCUACUGUUGCUUCAAUUUACGAUCACUUGGGCAUUCUACACCGGAAAUUAGGUGACCCUAAUAGUGCCAAGGAAUAUCAUAAUCGUGCUCUUGAAAUCAAGCUAAAGAAGUUCGGUAACGACAGCAUUAAUACUGCAAGUACUUUCACUCACUUGGGUGUUACACACCUCCGAUUAGGUGACCUUGAGCAGGCAAGGGAGUAUCAGGAUAGUGCUCUGAAAAUAUACCUCAAAAAACUCAGGCCAGACCAUAGUUACGUUGCAAGGUCUUACGGUAACCUGGGAUCUAUUCACAACCACAUGGGUGAGCUUGAGAGUGCGAAGAAGUAUGUAAGCCUUGCUCUUGAAAUUCAGCUUAAAACCUGUCCUGACCACACUGACGUUGCUACUACUUACUCCAAAUUGGGUAAAAUACACCGGCAACUAGGUGACCUUGAGCGUGCAAAGGAGUACCAGGAUCGCGCACUCGCCAUCAAACUAAAGAAGCUGGGUCCUGACCACACUGAAGUUGCAACUACUUACUCCAAUUUGGGUUAUAUACACAUGCAAUUAGGUGAUCUUGAGCGUGCCAGGGAAUAUCAUAAUCGUACUCUUGAAAUCAAGCUAAAGACGUUCGGUAACGACAGCAUUAACACUGCAAGUACUUUCGCUCACUUGGGUGUUACACACCUCCGAUUAGGUGACCUUGAGCGGGCAAGGGAGUAUCAGGAUCGCGCACUCGCCAUCAGGUUAAAGAAGCUGGGUCCUGACCACACUGAUGUUGCAAGUACUUACUCUAAUUUGGGUGAAAUACACCAGCAACUAGGUGACCUUGAGCGUGCAAAGGAGUAUCAGGAUCGUGCCCUUGCCUUUAUUCUAAAGAAGUUGGGUCCUGACCACACCGACGUUGGGAAUACUUACUCUAACUUGGGUGUUAUACACCAGCAACCAGGUGACCUUGAGCGUGCAAAGGAUUAUCAGGAUCGCGCCCUCGCCAUCAGCUUAAAGAAGCUGGGUCCUGACCACACUGAUGUUGCAACUACUUACUCCGAAUUGGGUUAUAUACACAUGCAAUUAGGUGAUCUUGAGCGUGCAGAAGACUAUCAUAAUCGUGCUCGUGAAAUCAAGCUAAAGAAGUUCAGUAACGACAGCAUUAACACUGCAAGUACUUUCGCUCACUUGGGUGUUACACACCUCCGAUUAGGUGACCUUGAGCAGGCAAGGGAGUAUCAGGAUAGUGCUCUGAAAAUAUACCUAAAAAACUCAGGCCAGACCAUAGUUACGUUACAAGAUCUUACGGUAACCUGGGAUCUAUUCACAAGGACAUGGGUGAGCUUGAGAGUGCGAAGAAGUAUGUAA